GGCGCUUGUAGUCCGAGCUCGGGGACCAAGCAGGUGCUUGCGUGAAGCGGGCCGAUCCUCUGCGUCACCAAGCUCAUCUCCUGGGGGAUGGGGUGGACGGUGUUCCUUUGACGGACGCUUGUGUGCCCCCGGCCCCGGGUGGAGUGGAGACCAUGGCCUAUCCUCAGGGCUCCCGGGCUCCGCUGGAAUUCGGGGGACCCCUGGGCGCCGCGGCGCUGAUGGUGCUGCUCCCCGCCACCAUGUUCCACCUGCUCCUGGUGGCCCGCUCGGGCCCGGCGCGCCUGCUGGGCCCACCCCCCUACCUGCCGGGUCCCGACGUGCUGUGGAGCCCGCGGGUGCUGCUGCUGUGGCUCGCCUGGCUCGGCCUUCAGGCGGCUCUCUACCUACUGCCGGCGCGCAAGGUGGCCGAGGGGCUGGAAUUGAAGGACAAGAGUCGCCUGCGCUACCCCAUUAACGGCUUCCAGGCCCUGGUGCUGACGGCCCUGUUGGUGGGCUUGGCAGUGUCCGCGGGGCUGCCUCUGGGGGCGCUCCCGGAAAUGCUCGUGCCCUUGGCGUUUGCGGCCACCCUCACCGCCUUCAUCUUCAGCUUCCUUCUCUACCUGAAGGCUCUGGGAGUCCCUCCCUCCGCCCUGGCACCUGGGGGGACCUCAGGCAACCCCAUCUACGACUUUUUCCUGGGACGGGAGCUCAACCCGCGCAUCUGUUCCUUUGACUUCAAAUAUUUCUGUGAACUGCGGCCUGGCCUCAUCGGCUGGGUCCUCAUCAACCUGGCCCUGCUGAUGCAGGAAGCGGAACUUCGGGGGAGUCCCUCACUGGCCAUGUGGCUGGUCAACGGCUUCCAGCUACUCUAUGUGGGUGAUGCUCUCUGGCAUGAGGAGGCUGUUCUCACCACCAUGGACAUCACGCACGACGGGUUUGGCUUCAUGCUGGCCUUUGGGGACCUGGCCUGGGUACCCUUCACUUACAGCCUCCAGGCCCAAUUUUUGCUGCACCACCCGCAGCCCCUGGGGUUGCCCAUGGCCUCCGCCAUCUGUCUCAUCAACGCUCUUGGUUACUACAUCUUCCGAAGAGCCAAUUCCCAGAAGAACACCUUCCGAAAGAAUCCUUCUGACCCCAGAGUGGCUGGCCUCGAGACCAUCCCCACGGCCACGGGGCGGCAGCUGCUGGUGUCCGGGUGGUGGGGUAUGGUCCGCCACCCCAACUACCUCGGGGACCUCAUCAUGGCUCUGGCGUGGUCCUUGCCCUGCGGGGUGUCUCACCUGCUGCCCUAUUUCUACUUCCUCUACUUCACCGCGCUCCUGGUGCACCGGGAGGCCCGGGAUGAACAGCAGUGCCUACAGAAGUACGGGCUGGCCUGGCAGGAGUACUGCCGGCGCGUGCCUUACCGAAUCCUGCCCUACGUCUACUGAAGCCAGCUCCACCGACCCCGGGCGGGGGCCCGUGCCCACCCGCCCGUCAGCGCACCCAGCACCAGGAGCCUGGACCCCUCCCCUGCUCUGAGCUCCCACAGGCAGGGGUGAACAGCCUCAGGGAGGUGCUCCGGAGAGAGGAGAAAUGAAGCCAGUGCUUCAAUGGGGGUGGAGGGGCUGCUCGUCCUCCUCGGAUAAACAUCUGGAACCCUUGGUA
Molecule: messenger RNA, 1626 nt
Organism: Panthera uncia (snow leopard)
Lineage: Eukaryota; Metazoa; Chordata; Mammalia; Carnivora; Felidae
Gene: TM7SF2
Product: transmembrane 7 superfamily member 2
Exons: 10
Coding region: 153-1409 (418 amino acids)
Biological process (GO): sterol biosynthetic process
Cellular component (GO): nuclear inner membrane; endoplasmic reticulum membrane
Molecular function (GO): oxidoreductase activity, acting on the CH-CH group of donors, NAD or NADP as acceptor
Source: RefSeq, a predicted model, not a curated record